UUACAAUGAAAAAAUAAAGUGAGAAUGAGAAGAUUGCUAUUUAUGCUUCAUAGAUGAUGAAAUUGCAUGGGAAAAUCUUAGAGAAGAAGCUGACAAAGGUGCCUUCCAAACAGUAAUUUGAAAGUCAAUCGCAAAAUAUCUCGAAUAAUAAUAGUCCUGCAGUUGGAAGACAGAAGUCAUAUGAAAAUUUAUUAAAAGUUAAUAGAACAUUCAUAAAUCCAACACUUUAAGUGUCCUAACAGAAAUUAUGCAGCAUUUUAAAUGUGAUGGCAGGCUAACAGACGAAACCUAAAAAUUAAAGUUUAUUUAACAAUGAAUUAAUCGACACAGUGAAGAUAUCUCAUAAAUUAAGAAAGAAUCAAUCAAUGAUAUAAAUGGAUUAAUAGUCACCUUAACUUACUAAAAACUCAUCCUUUCAUCGCCCCAAUUCAAGUGUGAAGAUAAAGAAUAGUAAUAGUGUUUCCUGUGAUUAGACUCAAAUUCAAAAGAUAAAAGAAAAAAUCAAAGUGCUUCUCCAAGAUAAAGAGAAUAAUUGGUAAUAGGAUUAAAAAGAAAUGGCAUUUAUGAUUAAAUUUAAUUAAACCCUAAAUCAGCUACUAGCAAUCAUGUUUCAAGAUUAACAAAACACUUAGCCAACUUCGACUCAAGAUACUAAUCAGGCUCUGUAAAUCGAUCAUUUCUUCAAGAGAUAAAUUUAGAUUCUAUAACAAUCAUUUUAAUAAUAGACAGAAAAGAAAAAAAUGGAAAAUAUACUUGUUUCAAUUAAAAAGAAGCAUGAGAAUCUAUUAUAAGAGCAUAAUUAGUUAUUAGAAAUUAAGAAAUCUCAAGAUGAAAUAAUUGUUAAUUUGUAACAAUAAAUUAAUGGAUUGUCAGCUUAGAUUUAAGAGUAAGAUCAAGUCGGAUAGAAUGACGCAGGUAUAGAUAGAUAAUAAUUGUAGAAAUCUUGGAAUUGAAAUAUUUAGUGUAAGGAUAGUUCGAAGCAAUCCAAAAACUACUUCAAAGAGAACAAUUAACUAAAAUAUUCUUGAAACGAGUAGGCGAUAGUUCAAUAAUCGAGUAAUUAUGCAAUUUUCAUUUAGAAUGUUCGAAUAGUUUAUCUAAAAUUCAGAAUAAGAGAAUCCAGAUGACACUGAAGGAAACUUAAACAUAGAUAUUAAUCCAAUAAAUCAACCUAAUACUCUUAAUAAACUUUAAACUCCCAAAUAAAAACUUAGUUCUCCUGAACAAAAUACUUAUCCUCUCAAAAUCUUGUCCUAAUAUGAGGAUAUUUACAAGUAGCAGUUAAACUUAUGUGACUCUUUAUUGGCAGACGAUUCAAGUAUUAAUUCUGUAACUUUAUGUAGGAGUAAAUGAUUCUGAAGAAAGUAGUUUUGAAUAUAAAGGCAAGGAGUAAGCGACUGAGAUAAGUUGUUACUUCAACUUGGCAUCUUAAUUUGUUUAGCCACAAAUGAAAAAAAAGGGUAAUAAGACGAUUUCCAAAGAGAAAUUGAAAAUAAAUAUGAUGGAUGUCUUAUUAGCCUAAGCUGCGUAUUUAUUAGAUUUUAUCUAGUCAAAAACGUUAAGAACUUCUGGAAUAGUAACAAUAGCAGUAAUAGAAAAUUUUGCCUGAUGACAUACUGGAUGAAGAUUAAGUAGAUCCAAACUUAUCUGAUGAGGAAGUAUUUAAUACUUAGAAAUUAGUAUUGAAAUUUUGAAUAAGAC
This is a messenger RNA of Paramecium octaurelia, 1701 nucleotides long. NCBI's taxonomy places the organism in Eukaryota, Ciliophora, Oligohymenophorea, Peniculida, Parameciidae. The record is from the annotation of a GenBank genome assembly.